Lotus japonicus is the source of this 4069-nucleotide messenger RNA. RefSeq names its product serine/threonine-protein phosphatase BSL3. Lineage: Eukaryota; Viridiplantae; Streptophyta; Magnoliopsida; Fabales; Fabaceae. The coding region runs from base 378 to 3461 and encodes 1027 amino acids. The record is from RefSeq and is a predicted model, not a curated record. Gene Ontology annotation, biological process: brassinosteroid mediated signaling pathway. The transcript has 20 exons. Gene Ontology annotation, molecular function: protein binding; phosphoprotein phosphatase activity.
AAUACACAGCACAAUCCACUCGUCAUAGAGAAAAGUAAUUGGAUUUUGUUUUUAUUAUUAUCAAUUUAUCAUCAUCAUCAUUUUUUUUCAUUUUUAUUAAUUUUAUCUUUCGCUAUUGGUUUUGCGAUUGAACCUUGUGAACAAGAACAAGAACAAGAAGAUCGUGCCCUUCGUCACGUUUCGUUUCGCUUCUUCGUUCACCGUUUCUUCCAAUUUCGUCAGAUUCACGUGUUUUCGAUUCAAGAGCCAAGAAUCUGAGUUAGGGUUUUGGAAAUUUCUCGAAAAACCGAAUCGGAAUGCUGGUUCGGGACGCGGAAUUGGAAGAAUUCAUCUAGCUCCGAUCUUAGCAAAAUUGCUGGAAUCUUAGGGGUUGGAGAAUGGACGUUGAUUCCUCGAUGUCACCGGAGACCGAUCACGUUGACGCGGCGGCGGUGCUCAACCAUGCCGAGAAAGAGCAGCAGCAGAUAGGGGACCCGCAGCCGCCAUCCCCGACUUCCGAUGCCGGAUCUCCGGUUCUGCCGCCGGGGCCGCCUGCCGCGGCUCUGGGGCAGCAAGGUUCUGUUGUUGGCCCGAGGCUUGCGCCGACUUACACCGUGGUGGAUGCGAUUAUAGAGAAGAAGGAUGACGGGCCCGGGCCGCGGUGUGGACACACGUUGACGGCGGUGGCGGCUGUUGGAGAGGAAGGCACGCCGGGGUACAUUGGUCCGAGGCUGAUUUUGUUCGGCGGUGCCACGGCGCUUGAAGGGAAUUCUGGGGCUUCCGGGACUCCUUCAUCUGCUGGAAAUGCAGGCAUCCGCUUAGCUGGUGCCACAGCUGACGUCCACUGUUAUGAUGUCUUGACCAAUAAAUGGUCUAGGAUAACUCCCUAUGGAGAGCCUCCAUCCCCAAGGGCUGCACACGUCGCAACUGCUGUGGGAACAAUGGUAGUUAUUCAGGGUGGCAUUGGUCCUGCGGGUUUGUCAGCAGAGGACCUUCAUGUUCUUGAUCUCACACAGCAACGGCCACGAUGGCAUAGAGUUGGUGUUCCAGGCCCUGGACCUGGGCCACGCUAUGGACAUGUUAUGGCUUUGGUGGGGCAGAGGUAUCUUAUGGCAAUCGGAGGCAAUGAUGGAAAGAGACCUUUGGCGGAUGUUUGGGCCUUGGACACAGCUGCCAAGCCUUAUGAAUGGCGCAAGUUGGAGCCAGAAGGAGAGGGCCCGCCUCCUUGCAUGUAUGCAACUGCAAGUGCACGCUCUGAUGGGCUUCUUCUGCUUUGUGGAGGGAGGGAUGCCAGUAGUGUUCCAUUGGCAAGUGCAUAUGGGCUUGCUAAGCAUAGAGAUGGUCGAUGGGAAUGGGCAAUUGCCCCUGGUGUUUCUCCAUCUCCAAGAUAUCAACACGCAGCGGUCUUUGUUAAUGCAAGGCUCCAUGUGUCUGGUGGGGCUCUUGGUGGAGGACGAACAGUAGAAGACUCAUCAAGCGUUGCAGUGUUGGACACUGCUGCUGGUGUCUGGUGUGAUACAAAAUCUGUUGUUACCAGUCCAAGAACAGGUAGAUACAGUGCUGAUGCAGCUGGUGGAGAUGCCUCAGUUGAGCUGACACGGCGUUGUAGGCAUGCGGCUGCUGCUGUUGGUGAUCUAAUUUUUAUUUAUGGAGGUUUACGUGGUGGGAUCUUGCUGGAUGACCUUCUUGUUGCGGAAGAUCUUGCUGCUGCUGAAACUACUAGUGCUGCUUCACAUGCUGCUGCAGCAGCAGCUGCAUCUAAUGUACAAGUGGGGCGAGUGCCUGGCCAAUAUGGCUUUGUUGAUGAUAGGACAAGGCCAACAAUGCCUGAAGUAACUGCUGAUGGUGCAGUUAUUUUGGGAAAUCCAGUUGCUCCUCCUGUAAAUGGCGACAUGUAUACUGAUAUCAGCACUGAAAAUGCCAUGCUUCAGGGAACUAGGAGGACUAGCAAAGGCGUUGAGUAUCUGGUUGAAGCAUCUGCUGCAGAAGCUGAAGCUAUCAGUGCCACACUGGCUGCUGCCAAGGCACGACAAGUGAAUGGAGAAGUUGAAUUGCCUGACCGAGACCGUGGGGCUGAGGCUACACCUAGUGGGAAACAAACACCUUCUUUCAUUAAGCCCGAUUCUGCAGGGUCAAAUAGCAUUGCUCCUGGUGGAGUUAGGCUGCAUCACAGAGCUGUGGUUGUUGCUGCAGAGACUGGUGGAGCAUUGGGUGGCAUGGUUAGGCAGCUUUCCAUUGAUCAGUUUGAAAAUGAAGGCAGGAGGGUCAGUUAUGGGACACCGGAAAAUGCAACGGCUGCUAGAAAAUUAUUAGAUCGGCAGAUGUCUAUCAACAGUGUCCCAAAGAAGGUCAUAGCACACCUCUUAAAGCCUCGUGGCUGGAAACCACCAGUUCGCCGGCAGUUUUUCUUGGAUUGCAAUGAAAUUGCGGAUCUUUGUGAUAGUGCAGAGAGGAUAUUUUCAAGUGAACCAACCGUCAUACAGCUUAGGGCACCGAUUAAAAUAUUUGGUGAUUUACACGGUCAGUUUGGGGAUCUCAUGCGCCUCUUUGAUGAGUAUGGUGCCCCAUCAACGGCUGGGGACAUAGCAUAUAUCGAUUAUCUAUUCCUAGGAGAUUAUGUUGAUAGGGGGCAACACAGCUUGGAAACUAUAAGCCUUCUGCUUUCUCUGAAGGUUGAGUAUCCAAACAAUGUACAUUUAAUACGUGGAAACCAUGAAGCUGCAGAUAUCAACGCCCUUUUUGGUUUUCGAAUUGAGUGCAUCGAGAGGAUGGUAAGGAAUUUCAUGUACUGGAUAGAGUUUUCUAUUCUUAUUGGGUAUUCAAGUAACCUUAAAUUUGCUGAUCAGGGUGAGAGAGAUGGAAUUUGGGCAUGGCACCGGAUAAAUCGUCUGUUUAAUUGGCUUCCUCUGGCGGCUCUAAUUGAGAAAAAAAUUAUUUGCAUGCAUGGUGGUAUUGGCCGUUCAAUAAAUCAUGUUGAACAAAUUGAGAAUAUUCAGCGUCCAAUUACGAUGGAAGCUGGAUCAAUUGUGCUUAUGGAUCUAUUGUGGUCUGAUCCUACAGAGAAUGACAGCGUGGAAGGGCUACGGCCAAAUGCUAGAGGUCCGGGGUUAGUUACAUUUGGGCCUGAUCGAGUCAUGGAAUUUUGCAACAACAAUGAUCUUCAGUUGAUUGUUCGUGCACAUGAAUGUGUGAUGGAUGGCUUUGAGCGAUUUGCCCAGGGACAUUUGAUCACCCUUUUCUCAGCUACAAAUUACUGUGGUACCGCAAAUAAUGCUGGGGCGAUAUUAGUUUUGGGUAGAGAUCUUGUCGUGGUUCCUAAACUGAUUCAUCCACUACCACCUGCAAUUUCUUCACCUGAAACGUCUCCAGAACGUCAUAUUGAGGAUACGUGGAUGCAGGAGUUGAAUGCUAACAGACCACCAACACCAACUAGAGGCCGUCCUCAAGUAACAAAUGAUCGAGGUUCGCUUGCUUGGAUAUAAUGAUCAUUAAGAAUGCCCAUAUUGAUUAUACCUUAACAGCUUGUGCUAUCGCCUAAAUCCAGUAUUAUGUAUAUAGCAUGAUGCCAUUUAUGGGGUAUGCAAGCCUGUGGUUUUUAUCCCAGCGGAAAGUUUGAAGGCUUUUUUGUCCUUGGUCUCACCUUUCAAUCAGCAGGCCUUUAGAAGAUACACACGUUUGAGAAGCAAGGCCUGUAGCCAUUGCUAGGUUCUCUUUGAUGCAGCUAGAAGUUGCAGUUUGAGUUCCACCCACACAUUGUAAAUUGAGCCAUAGGUACAAGAUUGAGGUCAUGGUUGUCUGUCAUGUAUUGUCUGUGUUGGCUAUUUUUCUCAUUAAUUUUUACAUAUUUUUUACUCAACGCCCCUAGGUUAUUAUUGUUAUUUUUUUAAAAUCAAGAGGACAAGGGCGGGUUUCUCUUUUUAUUUUUUUCCCUGUGAUGGAGGUAUAAAUCAGAGAUCUUUCUUGGGGGUUCAUGUAUCAUAUAGGUAUUGCUUUGUGUAACUCAUCAAUGCUCUGUACAAUUAAUUUUUGUGUGAAUCAACAUAUUCUGACAGAAAUGUGAAUUUUGACAACAGAAUUUUGCCUUUUGCCA